Messenger RNA from Lathyrus oleraceus (garden pea), 948 nucleotides. Its product is annotated as DEAD-box ATP-dependent RNA helicase 31. Gene Ontology annotation, molecular function: nucleic acid binding; ATP binding. The transcript has 6 exons. The record is from RefSeq and is a predicted model, not a curated record. Bases 1 to 948 code for a protein of 315 amino acids. NCBI's taxonomy places the organism in Eukaryota, Viridiplantae, Streptophyta, Magnoliopsida, Fabales, Fabaceae.
AUGGGGGUGAAGGCCUUGGUGCUUGAUGAAGCUGAUCAUUUACUAGACAUGGGAUUUCUCAAAGAUAUUGAGAAGAUAAUCGCUGCAAUCCCUAAACAACGACAAACACUUAUGUUUUCUGCAACAAUUCCCGACGAGGUGCGCCAAGUCUGCCAUAUUGUUAUGAAAAGGGAUUUUGAAUAUAUUAAUACAGUUCAGGAGGGUAGUGAGGAUACACAUUCACAGGUCCGCCAAAUGCAUUUAGUUGCACCAUUAGACAAGCAUUUCCCUUUACUCUAUGCUAUUCUGAAGGAGCACAUUGCAGAUGAUGUUGACUACAAGGUUCUUGUUUUCUGCACAACCGCUAUGGUCACAAGACUUGUUGCUGAUCUCCUUGGGGAGUUGAACUUGAAUGUGAGAGAAAUCCAUUCAAGAAAGCCUCAGAGUUAUAGAACCAGAGUUUCUGAUGAAUUCCGGAAGUCAAAGGGUCUCAUCUUGGUUACUUCGGAUGUAUCUGCACGUGGAGUUGAUUAUCCAGAUGUUACUCUUGUUGUACAGGUUGGUCUACCGGCUGAUAGAGAACAAUAUAUACAUCGACUAGGUAGAACGGGGAGAAGAGGAAAAGAAGGGCAGGGCAUUCUGCUACUAGCUCCUUGGGAAGAGUUCUUUUUAGCUACUGCAAAAGAUUUACCUAUUGGGAAAGCUCCGGUCCCUUCAGUUGAUCCUGACACUAAGAAAAAGGUGGAAAGGGCUCUAUCCAAUGUGGAGAUGAAAAAUAAAGAAGCAGCAUAUCAGGCAUGGCUUGGUUACUACAACUCUAACAAGAAAGUGGGGAAAGAUAAGUAUAGGUUAGUGGAGCUUGCAAAUGAGUUCAGUCGAUGCAUGGGGCUUGAUAGCCCUCCAGCUAUUCCUAAGCUUGUCCUUGGCAAGAUGGGUCUUAAAAAUAUCCCUGGUUUACGUUCCAAAUAG